This is a messenger RNA of Fusarium redolens, 1797 nucleotides long. RefSeq lists its product as uncharacterized. The transcript has a single exon. The record is from RefSeq and is a predicted model, not a curated record. The coding region runs from base 1 to 1797 and encodes 598 amino acids. Lineage: Eukaryota; Fungi; Ascomycota; Sordariomycetes; Hypocreales; Nectriaceae.
AUGGCCCCUCUUUCUGAGCAACCUGUCUUCAAAGAGCUUAGGACUCUCGUCAAACUUUCUCCCUCUGAUGAUGAUCCCAACUUUCCCAGCUUUAAAAAAUGCCAUGCCUCCGAGCUUUGCCGUUUGGGCACUAAAGGUAAGAAAGGAGAGCGGGAAAAAGAAGCACAGAGGGCCUGGGAAGACUUGAAGGAAGCAUUUCCAGAUGAAGUCAAAUUCUACGACAAAAUCAUCGAGUUUCUCCCUUUGAUUCACUGCAACAAGCAUAAAGGGAGUGGUUACCUCCAAAAGCGUUUCGAUGACUGGAAAAAGUCCCGAAUUGAGAACUCGGGUUACGCUUCAUCUGAGGCGUCGCUACCUGGCACACCAACUCAAAAUCAAGUCUUUGAAUCUCCUACUGUGGAAUACGAUACCCCUCCCUCAAGCCCUCUUGUCGGAGAUGACACACCAAGAACCGCAGAGAAAAGUCCGGCUUCCAGCUUUGGUAGCUUCGUCCCGUGCACUCCAAGCAGGAUCAACCACCACAGUCCUCUUCCCAACAUCGACGACCUGUCAACUUCUGACGGUAACUCGAAAGAUAUUCCCGUUUUGGCACUCGGCAUUAAUUCGACCCCAGACAAGCCUGCCGAUUCUGGUAAGCCAGAUGGUAUUGCGGAAAACGUCACCGAGAUCAAUGUCAUUUCCCCCAAAGAAGCUUCGCAUGGGCUCCCGAUUCUCGCUAAGGAAGAUGGCGUCGCCGAAGAAACCGGCAUUGUGGAAACCAUCGACGACGAUGCAGGCGCAGAUGACAAUGACUCCGAUACUGAUGAGCCGCGACUUGCCCAUCCGACCCUUGGUCAACUCGGGAUAAGGAGGAACGGAACCAUAAGCAACAAAUCCGAUAUCAUAAAGGAAUUAGGCAGGUCCCUGACACAGAACCAGAUGCGAAAGGGCAAAGUGUACGUUCUGAAGCACAAGGAGCAAGACAACUUGUUCAAGAUUGGAUGGACCGCAACCACUGUCAGCACAAGUCUAUCACAGCCCAGCAACUGCUACGGAGGAUCAUGUGUGCUCAAGCCCAUCCACGAAUCCGACGAAGCAUUUAGAGGUUCUCUGAAAGCCCAGAGACUAGCACACGUAUAUCUCAGAGAUAUCAACCUAAGGAUUGACAAGUGCAAAACAUGUGGCAAAGGGCAUAGGGAAUGGUUCAAUGGGCCUUUAGGUGCUAUUAUGAGCACGGUUAGGGUCAUGGAGAACUUUGUCCGCAGGCCUGCUUAUGACUUGGAGGGAAAGCUUUUCGAUGAAGCGAAAGACAUUGUGAUGAAAAUGACCAACGUCACACUCAAGGGAAUUGAAGACUUGAGGGAGAAGGACGAAGAGUCGGAGAGAGCCCCCGUGAAGAUCACUGGCGUCAAACCUCUAGCAGUUACACAGACUGCAGUCUCUGAGGAUUCGGCUUAUUUGCACGGAAGUCCAGGUAAAGUUGACGAGUCGUCAAGCCAAACAGAAGUACUCGCAACAUCUGCGGAUGCCUCUCAGGAACCGACAUUUCCCUCGGAGGCGAAGAGAGGUAAAUUCCACAUCCUUUUCAAAAGACAUGGUGGAGGUACCAAGAACAAAAUCCCCAAAGAGGAGGCAGAGCCUUACAAGAAUUCGGCCAACGAUGAGGAGUUCACUGUUGAACUUCUCUGGACGCUGGACCAAUAUGGUGGCAAGACUGAAAACAAGUACGAUGAAAGACCUCGAGCAUGGAGUUCAUAUUUUCAGAAAUUGGCCGAGUAUAUUGCGCGCUUCAAGGCAACGGUCAAGAAAGCGAGUUGA